Molecule: messenger RNA, 902 nt
Organism: Plectropomus leopardus (leopard coralgrouper)
Lineage: Eukaryota; Metazoa; Chordata; Actinopteri; Perciformes; Serranidae
Gene: psenen
Product: presenilin enhancer, gamma-secretase subunit
Biological process (GO): Notch receptor processing
Cellular component (GO): gamma-secretase complex
Source: RefSeq, a predicted model, not a curated record
AAAACAAAGAGGACAGACGAAGAAGACUGCGAUCCAGAAGUCAGAAGAAGAAGAAGAGGGAAGUGUUUAUUGUACCCUUUUAGUUAAUUUGCGACGAAUCUCUGACUUUUUGGCCUUACUGAUACCAGGAGCUUCAAAAAUUCACAAUGAACCUGGAACGACUGCCCAAUGAAGAGAAACUUAGCCUGUGCCGGAAAUAUUAUUUAGGUGGCUUUGCAUUUCUGCCAUUCCUAUGGCUGGUCAAUGUAGUUUGGUUCUUCAAGGAGGCAUUUGUAAAGCCAGUCUACACUGAACAGCUGCAGAUCAAAACUUAUGUGAAGCGGUCAGCACUGGGGUUGCUGUUAUGGGUAGCUGUCCUCACCACAUGGAUUACUAUUUUCCAGCACUUCAGAGCAGAGUGGGGGGAGGUGGGAGAUUACCUCUCUUUUACAAUUCCACUGGGCAUUCCCUGAGACUUUUUUCUACGUCGGGUCUUGUGAAAAUAACUAAUGAUCCACUAAAAUGGACCAAAGAAUUUUCCUUCUUUAACUACAGUGAGCGAUUCUGGUGAUUUGUCUGGUCUGUGGAGCUAAAUCUAAUGGCUGAAAAACAUUAACAGAGUAAUCGCUUGCGUCUUCAAAAGAUAAAUGCUGUAGGAUUCGAAAAUAUGUUUUUUUGUGCUUGCUAAGGCAUUUGUUCUUUGGUUUUAGAGUAGGUUAAUUAAUCUUGUUUAGCAGACGAUAUUAACUGUCAUGACAGUAUCUAACAGUAUCUAAUGACGAAGCUGGAGAUUGAACAUGAUUCAACAAACUGUUUUUUUCCCUUGACUUCAUUGUGGAGUUAGUUUAUGUGUGAUUGUGCACCCUGAACUAUUUUUACGUGUGUAUGAAUGAUGAAUAAAUAAAAAAAAAAUCCCAAAUGCC